CCCCCCCCAAAAAAAAAAGUAAUGAAAUAGAGUGGGAUUGUUCCGAUCCGCACCCGCUCCCCACCGACCUCGUCUAAACCCACCCAGUUCCCGCCGAAAAGAAUACAAGUAACAAAGAAGAAAAAGAAUUGAAUAAAAGACAGAUUUGGGGUACUCAAAUAUAGUAGCACCCGAGAAUUUUUAGUAUUGCAGAUUCAUGGGUUUCGCAGCCGAACUCGUCCCGACGCGAUGCUUGUGCAGGUGCAGACGCGGAGUGCGUCUUCAAUUCGGUCAAAUGAAUCCUGAGAUGUUGACCCAACAUAAGGAACAAAGUUGGUUGUCGUCGCCGGAAGGCGAAAGACCGGCAAAGGAUUUAGGGUUAUCAUCGUCGGAAGGGAGAAAAUCGACGAUUGUAAUUGUUAUCGUUGCCGAAAGGGAGAAAACCAGCAACUGUUGUCAUUGCCAGAUUGCGACUGUAAUUAUUAUGUUGGAAUUUAAAUAGUUGGGAAGAAAGAGAAAGACUGGUUGGGAACUGUGACAUAUAACUUUUCAGAUCUGUUAGGUAGUUUUUAAUAAAUAAUUUUUUUAAUAUAAAAAGAAUUUUAUAUUAAUAUAGUAAAAAAAUAUAUGUACCUGAUGGUUUUUCAUAACUUUUUUUCUAAUAUUAAUAUAGUAAAAAAUAUAUGUGUCAAUUGGUUUUUCAAAAAUACAAGUACAUGCUAUAACUAAUCCUAAUUGAAAAAGUAACUAAAAGUUAUGUUAAAGUUAAAAGUAGAUUUUUAAAAUAUCUUUAUACUUUUAUAUUUAUAAUAUUUAUUUUUUUUAGUCGAAUCCUCACACCCGUAUUCAUACUUGAAUUCGCACCCCCAAAUCUUAAAAUUUAAAUUUUGACGAAUCCAACUCUCGGAUCCGCACCGUUCUCGGAUACCUGCACCCCGAAUUCAUGCAACGUAGGCUAUUUUAUGAUUACAGAGUACGCCCAAGGCCGAUAUAUUCAAUUUGAUUUUCAUUGUCUGAAAGGACCAUUUCAGCUUCCUGGUAUACUAGAUCAUUUGUCAGUGAUGUCAUCUACAUUUGGCAAUCCUCAACAAUCGUCUUCUCACUAUGUGAUGACACCAUCUUGGUUAAAGCAGUUCGGUAGCAGAGGGGGUCGCUGAGUCAUUUGGCUUGCCGUCAUUGGGGUUUAUGUCUAUGUUCAUUUUGUCUGGAGGGUCUGGUAGUACAUUGUUCAUAUUGGAAGGUUGUUUAGCUAGAGUGAAGUUACAGAAGCUCUCUACUGUACUAGAAAAGGAACUUGAUGAAUCAACUACCUCUUUAUUGAUGUAACAACUAAAAACUUUAGAAAAAAAUAUUUUAAAAUUUUAACUUGCUAGCUAUUAUUCAUUAUUCCUUAGCAGUUUCCAGAAGACAGUCCUAUUUUAAAUUCUCAGAAUCAAAUUUAUUAACUUUUGGAAUCAUAUUAAUUAACUUUUUUUAGCUUGUUAUGGCUAUGGUGUUGUGGUAUUUUAGAAGAUAUAGUAGUGGUUAUGUGAAUGGUAUUUUACAAGUUGGAGUCUGUGGAAGAUGAUGAAUAGGAAUGGUUCAGGGAAGAAGACGAAGAUGACACGGGCAAGGGGAGGGUUCAACUCGCUCAUAUCCAUCAUUUGCCAACACUAUUCACUGUUUUUUAAUUUUAUUUUUGAAUCUCCUUGGUGUUAAUCCUGCCUACUGCCGGCUGCCGCUAAUGACAAAUAUAGUGAUUGUAGUGGGCUGACAAGCUUGCCACAUUAUACCUUUUGGUGUCUUCUAUUGUGUAGAUGAUCUAUCCAAGUUCAAUUAGCUUGUCUUGAGCACCUGAAUGCUUCUAUUAGUAAAAUACAGAUUUUGCAUUCAUGUGGAAACUUUUAAGUUAAGAUCAAUUAAUUUUUCAAAAUAGGGCAAAGGAUAUUAGUGUAAUCGUUACUCAUUCUCUUUAAUCCCUCCUUUUUGGCUUGUGAUAUUUGAAAUGAUUUGAUUUCUCUUCUUCGUGUUAUUUUAGCUGAUUAUUCUAGGUUUGGAGAUGAAAAGUAGUAUAAAGAACGAACUCUACUCAGACAUUUUGGAUCUGUCAAACCUUCAAUCGAGUCCUAGGCAGACGAUCAAUUCUGGAAACAAUGAUUCACAAGACAACGAUUGGUGCGACUUAUGGAGUGAUGAUGGAGAUUUGUGUGAUGAUUCUACCGAUAAGUUGGAUAAAACAUCUGAAAUUGACAGGGAAUGGCAGAGGCGGCAUGACCAAUUCCAUACUAUUGGAUACCGUGAUGGUCUUAUGGCAGGGAAAGAAGCUUCAGCUCAAGAGGGUUUUAAUGUUGGUUUUAGGGACUCUGUAUAUGUUGGAUACAAUUGGGGUCUUGUCAGAGGUAUCACUAGUGCUUUCGCCUCUCUUCCUGAAGGCUUAAAAGAAAGAAUGGUUAAUACAAAGGAAAUCCAGAAUAAGUUCCAGCACUUACAUGAGUCUGCUUAACAGUGAAAAUGCUUAAGGUGUUCCAUGAUAGUCUGUCAAAGAAAUUGAAAGAGAGUGUUGAAAAUGACAACUCUAGCUUCUGCUUGGUAGAUUCCAAUGACAUCAGCUCCAAUGACAAUCUUCUCAAGAAUUACCAGAAAGAGCUACAAUCACUUAUUGAUGAAUCAGGGCUCAAAUUGCACUUAGAUACACAGGAGUAGCCUUUUCUUUUCUAGCCUUACUCACUGAAGUCGCUUUUCACUUUCUUGAAAAGUGAUAUUUUUCAUCACAAUCCACGAAAUUGCAUUCAGAAAGAGAAGAAAAUGGUAUACUUGAAUACAUAGUUUGUACAUAUAAUAUUUCUAUUAUCUAACAUUGUAUGUGCGAUUUAAGUUACAAAUUUGUUGUAUUCUGAAGAGAAAUUACUGUUUGCACUUUGUAUUCCCUUUUUUUCUUUCUUUUAUGUCAAGUCUUUGGUAAGGGUCUAAAUUUGUCU
Messenger RNA from Capsicum annuum, 2936 nucleotides. Its product is annotated as protein YAE1 homolog. The record is from RefSeq and is a predicted model, not a curated record. The transcript is spliced from 5 exons. Bases 2018 to 2461 code for a protein of 147 amino acids. NCBI's taxonomy places the organism in Eukaryota, Viridiplantae, Streptophyta, Magnoliopsida, Solanales, Solanaceae.